AGUAGACAAAUCGCCUGUCUGUAAACUACACUUAUAGAUGCGUGUCUGAAUAGUUUUAAGUUUUAUUUGAAGCACGUGGUUAAUAGAAAUUGUUAUAUUGAGUGAUUUUAUUACUAAAAAGUUCAAAUAAAUAUUAUAAGUCGAGUAUAAUGUAUAAAAUAGGUAAAAAAGGGAAAAAUCCAACCGCAGUUGAUUUUUGGUUAGACACCCUUGGUUUGUAUAGAAAAAAUGUCGCGUAUGAUGAAACUUGUUUAUUUAGGGCAAUAAGCGAGCAGCUUUUUGAUUGUCAAAUAUACCACGAAAGGGUUAGGAGAGAAUGUCUGUUAUUUGCAAGAGAAAAUUACACAGAUUUCGUAGACGAUGAAUCUACUAGUAAAUUUUUUCAUCAUUUAGAUAAAUUAGAAAAACACAUGGUCGUGUGUGGUGAAAUCGAACUAAAUAUUAUAACUAAAAAAUAUAAAAAAAGUAUUACGGUUUUUGAUGCGACUGAUCAACAGAUUCAUCAUUAUAGUGAAAAUGAGUUUGAUAAAGCGUUUUUAUUGUGUUUGAUGGAUAGGGAUCAUUAUGAUGUGGUUUAUAAGAAGGAACAUAUUGAGGCAGCUGGUUUUUGUCAAUCUAUCGUGUACAAAACGUUAUACGAAAACGUUUUUGGAAUAGCUAAUGUCGACGAAAUUGUCCACAACAUGUUAUACGAUAAAGGUAAUAUUAUAACUCAAGCUGAACUGAUGAUGGAGAAGAAACGUUUAGAAUCCGAAAAUAAGGAACUCACUUUUGAGGAACUCCAAGAAAAAUUCGAUCUAAAAAAUUUAGCACUCAAUAUAGCGCCGUUUCCAUUUAAAAUAGCCAAAGCUUUAGAUCCUAAUAUUUAUAGGAAUAUCGAGUAUGAUUCUUGGGGAGAGAUGAGAAGGGAAUGGCGUUUAGGUGAAUGGUACCACGGGGACAAUAAAUUAAUUUUGGGCACAAAAUGUAUUUACCACGAUAUACGUUUGAACGAAAAAUUCGAUUGUUAUAUCCAAGAGAUGAUUAAAAACGAAAACAUGUGCGUCAUUUAUCUGACUAAAUUAGCCGAAAAACGAACUGUCAAAUAUACAGAUUUAUCCCCCGAAGACGACGCCAAACCGUGGCCGCUACCCUAUAGGUUUUCAAAAAGCGUCGUUAUCAGUCCAAGUACGCCCCCCACGGACAGAAUCCUACCCAAACCAAAAAGGCGCAACAGGGAUAAAAAAAGGACUAAAAGUGAAACUAGUUUGCUGUCUUCAAGUUACGCGGCAAAACAAGACCACCCAGUAGAUAAUAUCGACGCUUAUAUUGGAAUUCCUCUGCAAAUACAGAAUCCUCAUAAUGAUAAUAUCACGUAUUGCACCGACGAAAUGGCAACGGAGCUACAAUUGGAUCAAACAACUCCUAUUUCCCCCAACGAAGUACAAGAAAACCUAACUGACGAUAACUCUCGUUGGUACCAAUGGCAACCCUACAUCCAACCUCAAACAGAUCCGUUCGUUUGGCCUACGAUACCCGGGCAAACUCAAAAUGUGUAUAAUUAUAACGUUAAACCGAUGAUCGCUUCUGCUCCAGUCACCCCGAGCGUUAUUCCCUAUCACGAUCACAAUAAUUAUUCAUAUUACUACAACUACUCUUACCAAACAUACCCCCAAUGGACGUCUCCUUUAUUCGAAUUACAACCACCCCCUCCACCGAGAAACAAAACACAAGAACAAACCAACAACGAAGUGCCCCAAUCCCCCCAACAAGAAUUACCACAAGAAACAAUCCAAAAAAACGAUAUCGCUAACAAUUGCGAUAACAACAAUUUUCGUACAACCGAAACUGUUAACUCCAAUUAUGUCCAACAACCGGAAACGGCGGUUUGUUACACGCAACAUUGCACCACGUGUACACCCGUCGAACCAUACUCGCCGAUGUCGCCUAUGGUGCAAGUACCACAGAUGGGACAAGGAACUUCUAUAUUGUACACUGGAGCACCCCCACCUCCUGCGCAACAGGAAGUGACCGAAGUGUUAUUGCCAACAACGCCAGUUCUAUACACCCCCCCAGUCGAAGUUCCUUACGUGCAAUCCUCUCCUUAUGUUUAUCCCCCAACUCCUCCCCCUUCUUGGCCGUAUACCCAUCAAGGGUUUAUAUUUCCACCCCGAACGUAAUUUCCGAAAUUAUACCUCAAUUUUUGAAUAGUUUGGAAGAAUUCAUUUUGAUUUGUUUCAUUUUUUAAUGGUUUUGUUUGUACAAGGUGAUUACAAUUUUCUGAUGAUAUUACAGAAAUUACUUUUUUUUAAGUACAAUCUGUAUAAAUGUCGAUUUUUCUAGAGUUAUUUUUUUGUUAAUAUUUUACGUUUAUUAGUAAAAAUAUGUGAAUCGUGCUCAUUUUAUUUUGAAAGAAAAAAUUUAUUUAGUUUUUUCAAGACUCAUGUAUGUAUAAAAACGCAAAUAAAAUAAAAUGUUUUUCUAUGUAAAAAUUAUGAUACAAAACUUUCAAUGCACUUUCACGCCACUGAUCUUGUCAUCACGAUAUUACAAUGCUGUCCAAUUUAUAAUAGUCCAGAAAUGUAAGAAAAUGUUAACAUAACCUAAAAAAUAUUAUUACUCAUAACGUUCAUAGAUAUUCGUGAAUUCUUCGGCUGUGACGUCAUAGGGUAUUUGUAUCAAAUUUUUUUUAGUAUUUGUAUACCCCUUGUAUUAUAUAUUACUGCCGUUAAACAAUAAUUCGAUUUUUCAAAAAAACUUCAAAUUUUGUUUCGACUAUUUGAAACAUUAUUUUCGUCGGAUUUUCAUACAGGGUGGACCAAAUUUAUAUUUCGUAAAGAAAAAUGUAGUCAGAUAUUUUUUUAUAAUUUAUGUGAUAUUUAAGUGACAUAAAUAGUAGAAUAUAUUAGUGAUCAUUCCAAAUCACUAUAAUUUUUCGUAAAAAGUGCAUAUUUAAAAAGAAACUUGAAGAGAACUUAAAACUUGGUUCCUAUUUGUUCAUUUUUGAAUUUUUUGUUGUUUGAUUGUUUCUAACUUUAUCAUAACUGUCAAAAUGACAUUUGAUUUCAGUUUCCAAAUCUACGAAUUAAAAAUUUGUUAUUUAUCAUGUAGAUUUUGUGUAAGAAAAGUCACUUCUCAAUUGUUUUUUGUUGUUAUCGUUUUGGACGCACUGUAUAUUUAGGUAUGUGAAAAAAUAUGAAAUUAGUUGUUGAUAUUCCAAUUAUAGGUAAUAUAUUGUGCCUUAAAUAUUUUUUUCAUAUGAAACUAUCAUAAAUAAAAGUCCUAAUUUGUUUUUUAUAAAUAAAAAAAAAUCAUAUUCGAGAACAAAAUAUUCUAUUUAUAUUGAAAUUCCGAUUUUAAUUAAAAAUUGUUUUUUAUAUAAUCAAAAAUGAGCGUUUUAUAAUUAGGGCAUUAUAACUUUUAAAUGUUUCUCAUAUUAUUCGAAAUUUACCGAUAGUUAUCCAAAAUAAAAUAAAUCGUUUUUUUUUAUUUAUUUU
Molecule: messenger RNA, 3476 nt
Organism: Diorhabda carinulata
Lineage: Eukaryota; Metazoa; Arthropoda; Insecta; Coleoptera; Chrysomelidae
Product: protein ovarian tumor locus-like
Exons: 10
Coding region: 150-2159 (669 amino acids)
Biological process (GO): protein deubiquitination
Molecular function (GO): cysteine-type deubiquitinase activity
Source: RefSeq, a predicted model, not a curated record